UCUCGAAGUAAGUGCUAACCUGUGCUCCCUUGGCAUCUGUGAACAUCUGGUCUGCAGGCAAUGUUUAGAUAAAGGGAUUAACGGAAACUGCCCUAUUUGCCGUCUACCAUUUGAUGCUAAAGAUGUGAAAGACCAACUACUUGUAUGUAAUUUAGUUGACUUGUGUAAGCAGCUCGGAGAAAUUGUUUACAAUCCAACUGCAGUAUCAAGUGAUGAUGAUGAUGAUAAUAAUACUAAAACUAGAGAAGACACUAUUUAUUCCUUGUCAUCCAGAAGCACCAGUAACAAAAGUGAGGUCAUCAAACCAAUUUCUAUCAAGUCCAGUGAGACUAGUGCUCUCAGCUUGUUUGCACAUGAACUGGAUAAGCAAUCACAGGAAGCUAUUUUUAAUCAAACUCCAGAGAACUUACCACCAAAAAAACUGAGAUCUUUGGAAAGAAAAAAUAUUUCCAAAGUUGCUAAGACAAGUUUUUUGCCAAAUAAAAAACCUUGUAUAACUAAGUAUAAAUCAAAAUCCAGUUUGAAACAUUUAAACUUGCUUAAUGUAUCUGAUUCAUCUUUGAGAUGUAGCUUCUCAAGAUUCUCAAAUAAAGGCCGUAAAAGGUCAGCACCAGCCCUUGUGAACUUAGCAUCUCCAGAACCUAAAUGGAAGUCACCACAGACAAAAAAAACCAGGUCUCCUGCCAUUAUGAAGAAAAAUGCUAAAGGAGAGACUCCAUUGCAUGUUGCAGUGAUAAAGGUUUUCGAAAUUGUUGAGCAACUUAUGAACAAAGUCUGUGUACAUCAACAUAAAUGGUAA
This is a messenger RNA of Octopus sinensis (East Asian common octopus), 799 nucleotides long. RefSeq names its product BRCA1-associated RING domain protein 1-like. The record is from RefSeq and is a predicted model, not a curated record. The transcript is spliced from 4 exons. Lineage: Eukaryota; Metazoa; Mollusca; Cephalopoda; Octopoda; Octopodidae. The annotation marks the transcript as partial.